Saccharomyces kudriavzevii IFO 1802 is the source of this 2508-nucleotide messenger RNA. RefSeq names its product AAA family ATPase CDC48 (gene CDC48). Gene Ontology annotation, cellular component: VCP-NPL4-UFD1 AAA ATPase complex; nucleus; cytosol. Gene Ontology annotation, biological process: autophagosome maturation; mitotic spindle disassembly; retrograde protein transport, ER to cytosol. Gene Ontology annotation, molecular function: polyubiquitin modification-dependent protein binding; ATP hydrolysis activity; ATP binding. The transcript has a single exon. NCBI's taxonomy places the organism in Eukaryota, Fungi, Ascomycota, Saccharomycetes, Saccharomycetales, Saccharomycetaceae. The record is from RefSeq and is a predicted model, not a curated record. The coding region runs from base 1 to 2508 and encodes 835 amino acids.
AUGGGUGAAGAACACAAGCCACUUUUGGACGCCUCCGGUGUCGACCCUCGUGAAGAGGAUAAAACCGCCACUGCCAUUCUGAGAAGAAAGAAGAAGGAUAACAUGCUGCUGGUCGACGAUGCUAUCAAUGACGACAACUCUGUCAUUGCCAUCAACUCCAACACCAUGGACAAGUUGGAAUUGUUCCGUGGUGAUACCGUUCUUGUAAAGGGUAAGAAGAGAAAGGACACGGUGUUAAUCGUUUUGAUCGAUGAUGAAUUGGAAGACGGAGCAUGUAGGAUAAACCGUGUGGUUCGUAACAAUUUACGCAUCAGAUUGGGUGAUUUGGUUACGAUUCAUCCUUGCCCUGACAUCAAGUACGCCACCAGAAUUUCCGUGCUACCAAUUGCUGAUUCUAUCGAAGGUAUUACCGGUAAUCUUUUCGAUGUUUUCUUGAAGCCUUACUUUGUGGAAGCGUAUAGACCAGUUAGAAAAGGAGAUCAUUUUGUUGUCCGGGGUGGUAUGAGACAAGUCGAAUUCAAAGUCGUAGAUGUCGAGCCUGAAGAAUAUGCCGUUGUGGCUCAAGAUACCAUCAUCCACUGGGAAGGUGAGCCAAUCAACAGGGAAGACGAGGAAAAUAACAUGAAUGAAGUCGGCUACGACGAUAUUGGUGGCUGUCGUAAGCAGAUGGCUCAAAUCAGAGAAAUGGUCGAAUUGCCAUUGAGACAUCCUCAAUUGUUCAAAGCCAUUGGGAUCAAGCCGCCAAGAGGUGUGUUGAUGUAUGGUCCACCUGGUACAGGUAAAACAUUGAUGGCAAGGGCCGUUGCUAAUGAAACUGGUGCUUUCUUUUUCUUAAUCAAUGGUCCAGAAGUUAUGUCCAAGAUGGCUGGUGAAUCUGAAUCUAAUCUGAGGAAGGCCUUCGAAGAAGCUGAAAAGAAUGCUCCAGCUAUUAUUUUCAUUGACGAAAUCGACUCCAUUGCUCCAAAGAGAGACAAAACUAAUGGUGAAGUUGAAAGAAGAGUUGUUUCUCAAUUGUUGACUUUGAUGGACGGUAUGAAGGCAAGAUCUAAUGUUGUUGUCAUCGCUGCAACCAACAGACCAAACUCCAUUGAUCCUGCCCUAAGAAGAUUCGGUAGAUUCGAUCGUGAAGUGGACAUCGGUAUUCCAGAUGCUACCGGUAGACUAGAAGUUCUGCGUAUUCAUACCAAGAAUAUGAAACUGGCUGAUGACGUUGACUUGGAAGCCUUGGCCGCAGAAACACAUGGUUAUGUUGGUGCCGAUAUCGCUUCUUUGUGUUCUGAAGCUGCUAUGCAACAAAUCCGUGAAAAAAUGGACUUGAUAGAUUUAGAUGAAGACGAAAUUGACGCAGAAGUACUUGAUUCUUUAGGAGUCACUAUGGACAAUUUCAGAUUUGCUCUAGGUAACUCCAACCCAUCUGCAUUGCGUGAAACUGUUGUUGAAAGCGUCAAUGUCACUUGGGAUGAUGUUGGUGGUCUAGAUGAGAUUAAGGAGGAAUUGAAGGAGACCGUUGAAUACCCAGUCUUACAUCCAGAUCAAUACACCAAGUUUGGUCUAUCUCCAUCAAAGGGUGUGCUGUUUUAUGGCCCACCAGGUACAGGUAAAACUUUGCUGGCUAAAGCCGUGGCUACUGAAGUUUCUGCCAACUUUAUUUCAGUCAAAGGUCCAGAACUAUUGAGCAUGUGGUAUGGUGAGUCAGAAUCUAAUAUUCGUGAUAUUUUCGAUAAGGCAAGAGCCGCUGCGCCAACUGUCGUCUUUUUGGAUGAAUUGGAUUCCAUUGCUAAGGCAAGAGGUGGUUCUUUGGGUGAUGCAGGUGGUGCUUCUGAUAGAGUUGUUAAUCAAUUACUGACAGAAAUGGAUGGUAUGAAUGCCAAGAAGAAUGUUUUCGUGAUCGGUGCCACCAACAGACCAGAUCAAAUCGACCCUGCUAUUUUGAGACCCGGGAGAUUAGAUCAACUGAUUUAUGUUCCAUUACCAGAUGAAAAUGCUAGAUUAUCUAUUUUAAACGCCCAAUUGAGGAAAACGCCAUUAGAACCAGGUUUAGAAUUAACUGCGAUUGCUAAAGCUACUCAAGGUUUUUCAGGUGCCGAUUUAUUGUACAUUGUACAGAGGGCUGCCAAAUACGCCAUCAAGGACUCUAUCGAAGCUCACAAACAACACGAAGCUGAAAAGGAGGUCAAAGCAGAGGGUGAAGAUGUGGAUAUGACAGAUGAGGGAGCAAAGGCUGAACAAGAGCCAGAAGUAGACCCUGUUCCAUACAUCACAAAGGAACAUUUUUCAGAAGCUAUGAAGACUGCCAAACGUUCUGUCUCAGAUGCUGAAUUGCGUCGUUAUGAAGCAUAUUCCCAACAAAUGAAGGCAUCUAGAGGUCAAUUCAGUAAUUUCAACUUUAACGAUGCUCCAUUAGGUACUACUGGUACGGACAAUGCUAACACAAAUAAUAGUGCUCCAAGUGGGGCGGGCGCGGCAUUCGGUGCUAAUGCGGAAGAAGAUGACGAUUUGUAUAGUUAG